Molecule: messenger RNA, 1540 nt
Organism: Meloidogyne enterolobii
Lineage: Eukaryota; Metazoa; Nematoda; Chromadorea; Rhabditida; Meloidogynidae
Source: the annotation of a GenBank genome assembly
UCUUAUUUUAUUAGUCUGGUUUUUGGCGUAUUUUUGGUAUUUCAUUCAGAUGGAGAAUGAAAAACUUUAUGGCGUUGAAGAUGAACAGCCUGAAAUAGAUGUAAAAUUGCUUGGAGAAAUGUAUGGGCUUGGAAUAGAGGAAGCUUAUAAGAUGGCACUUUCAUUCUAUAGAGAUCAAGAAAAGAAUCGUUCAAUAGCUGUUGAUUAUCGUCACCGUUUAAAAUUUAUUGCACUAUCAAAGCAAGCAAAAUAUGGAACUUACAAAGAUGAUGGCAUUGAAUGUGGUUGGUUUGAUUUGGUUGGAAAUGAUGCGAGAAAAGUUUGGAAAACAUUUUCUUCAUUACCUGUUCUACAAGCAAUGUUAGAAUUUAUUCGUUUAUUGGAUGCUGUAUGUCCAACAUUUCGAAAUUCUUUGGAAAAUCAACAACAACAAAAACAUAAAAUUGAAAUGACUACAAAAAUGGCAAAUUUUGGAAAUGAUAAAAAUGUUGGAGGGGAAGGUGGUGGAAAUAGCAUCAAUGCAUAUUUAACAACAAAUAAAGGAAUGCUUCCAGACCCGCUUGAAUCAAAAGAAAUUUUGCAACAAUUUGAACAGCAAAGACAACAAAUUCAAGAAGCAUUAAAUAAACAAACAUAUCAUCAAUUUUUGGCAUAUGCACAACAAACACAUCCUGGAGAACCUGAAAAGCAAGAACACUUAAUUUCUCAACUACAAGAACAACAUUAUCAACAAUACAUGUCACAAGUUUAUGCCCAAGCCCAAGCAGCUUCACAGGCUACUUCAAAUGGAGGUUUAAAUUCAAAUUUUGUAUCGGAUUUGGAAGCUGCCCUUCCUUCUAAAACAACUGGAAAAGCAGCGAAAAAUUCGCCUAAACCAAAAAUUAAGAGUGUUAAUGAAGUUGGAGAAGGAGAAGGUAGAGGAGGAGGUGAUUCUGAAGCGAGUGAUGAAGAUGAGGAGGAGGAAGAGGAUGAGGAAGACUUUACUAAUGGGGAAAUGCCUGCAAAUCCAAUUGUCGCUCCAGCCUCGGUUUGGACAAACAAAAAUUUGGCAGAAUUUAAAGAGGCUAUUAAAAAAGAAGGACCUGAAGGAAUUUUAAAAAUAGGACAUGGAGAAACUGUUACAGUUCGUGUGCCAACACAUCCUGAAGGAAAUUCGUUGUUCUGGGAGUUUUGUACAGAUUAUUAUGACAUUGGAUUCGGCGUUUAUUUUGAAUGGACGGUUGCUGAAACUAAUCAGGUAACAGUCCAUGUUGAUGAAAGUGGAGAUGAAUAUGAAGAGGAUGAAGCUGAGGCUAGUGGUGGUGAUGUUGAAAAGAAAGGAGGAGGUGAUGUUGAAGCUGAGGCGGCCAAAAAAGCUGUGGAUCCUAAUAAGCCUAGAAUUGAUGAAAUUAUUCCGACUUUUCGUAAAGACAGUCAUCAAGAAGUCUUUUUUGGUUCUCAUUUUUAUCCUGGACGAGGAAUUUAUUUGUUAAAGUUUGAUAAUUCUUAUUCUCUUUGGCGGUCGAAAACUCUCUAUUACCGUGUAUUUUACAGCAAAUAG